AUGCGUCCCCACGUUGUGCUGCUGGCUGCUGGGCUCCUCUACUGCCUGCAGACUUUGUCCGCCGCCACCGUUAUAUCAGUACCUGACGAAGACGAUGAUGUAAAUACCGAUGUCGACAGCGAUGCAGAAAUCAGGCUUUUCUACGGAGGAGUAGCGAAGAGAGGAUGCGUUUCCAGAGGGGGUAACUGUGACCACAGUCCCAAUGAUUGCUGCCCAUCAACCUCCUGCCGUUGUAAUCUCUGGGGCGCCAACUGCAGGUGUCAAAGGAAAGGAGUGUUCCAAAAUUGGGGCUAGUACUCUCCUUAGCUGCUUCUCUGGCAACUUCACACAAAUGUGACAAAAACGUACAAAAACACCGUUUGUUUCGUGGCAUUUAUGUUGUAUUGUGGUUGUAUAGUUUGAAAUAAAUGUUUAAUUAAA
Molecule: messenger RNA, 420 nt
Organism: Macrosteles quadrilineatus (aster leafhopper)
Lineage: Eukaryota; Metazoa; Arthropoda; Insecta; Hemiptera; Cicadellidae
Product: putative neurotoxin
Exons: 3
Coding region: 1-294 (97 amino acids)
Cellular component (GO): extracellular region
Molecular function (GO): ion channel inhibitor activity
Source: RefSeq, a predicted model, not a curated record